This is a messenger RNA of Saprolegnia diclina VS20, 2319 nucleotides long. RefSeq lists its product as hypothetical. Gene Ontology annotation, biological process: L-phenylalanine biosynthetic process. The coding region runs from base 1 to 2319 and encodes 772 amino acids. The transcript has 2 exons. Gene Ontology annotation, molecular function: prephenate dehydratase activity; pyridoxal phosphate binding. The record is from RefSeq and is a predicted model, not a curated record. NCBI's taxonomy places the organism in Eukaryota, Oomycota, Saprolegniomycetes, Saprolegniales, Saprolegniaceae.
AUGAAGGUCGCGUACCAAGGCGUUGCCGGCGCGUACUCGGAGAAGGCGGUCCACCAGCUCCUCGGCCACGAGGGCGUCGAGGCCACGGGCUACGAGUCGUUUGAAGCUGCGUUCACGGCCGUCACCGACGGCGACGUCGAGUACGGCCUCCUCCCGAUUGAAAACUCGGUCGGUGGCACGAUCCACGCCAACUACGAUCUGCUCUUGCGCUACAACUUGCACAUUGUCGGCGAAGUCGACCUGCCCGUGCACCACUGCCUCCUCGGGCUCCCGGGCACCAACAAGGACGACAUUCGCACGGUCAUCUCGCACCCGCAGGCGCUCGCGCAAUGCGCCCAUUACACGCGCAACCACGGCAUGGUCGCGCGCGCCGAGUACGACACCGCGGGCUCGGCCAAGAUGCUCUCGGAGCACGGCGCCGAGUGGGCCGACACGGCCGCGAUUGCGAGCGACCUCGCCGCCCACCAUUACGGCCUUGAGGUGCUCGACGCCAACAUUGAAGACGACGCGAGCAAUGUGACGCGCUUCCUCCUCCUCUCGGCGUCGGCGAUGCUGCCGCCUGUCGACGAGACCGUGCCGGCCAAGACGACGCUUGUGGUGUCGUUCACGAACGGUACGAGCCAGCUGCACACGGCGCUCGGCCUCUUUGCCGCCGAGCACGUUGAGAUCUCCAAGCUCGAGGUGCGUCCGUGGAACGUCGCGGCAGAGAAGGACGCGACCGAGCUCUCGACCCACAAGUUCAAGUACCUCUUCUACAUUGAUGUGAUCGGCCACGCCGAGGACGCGCGUCUCCAGUCGGUCCUCACGGCGCUCAGCAAUGUGUGCAACCUCGUCCGUGUCUUUGGCACGUACCCAGCCAACGCGAUGCUGCCGGAUGCGAUCCAGAGUGCGCUCAACAAGCGCCAUUUCCUCAACCAAGCGGUGGACGCAGUGCUGUCGUCGACGCAUCACAACGACGAGGAGCUCGUGGCCUACUACAAGGAGAACGCGACGGCGGCCGAGGCCGCCCUCGACCAGUUUGAACACGACUUUAUCGAGUUGCGGGCGACGUUGCGGGCGAGCAUGCGUGCGCAGUCGCCGGUCCGCCUCAACCCGCUCCUCGGGAAGCUCUCGCAGUCCAAGACCGUGCAGAUCCACGGCCUCACCAAGCAGCUCGAAGCCGAGGGCAAGACCGUCUACUCGCUCUGCGUGGGCGAACCCGACUUUAACCCGCACAUGCAAGUCAUCGACGCGGCCCGUCAAGGCCUCGCGGACGGCUACGUCAAGUACACGGAGGUCCAGGGCAUGCUCAAGCUCCGCAAGGCGAUCGCGGGGUACCUCGAGACGGCCAAGGGCGUCACUUAUGACCCGGCAUCCGAGAUCAUCGUCUCCAAUGGCGCCAAGCAGUCGGUCUUCCAAGCACUCCUCGUCACGUGCGAGCCCGGCGACCACGUGCUCAUUCCGGCGCCGUACUGGGUCUCGUACCCGGACAUGGCCAAGAUUGCGGGUGCGGUGCCCGUCUUUCUGCAGACCGACGUCGCCAACUCGUACUUGAUCGACCCGGCCGCGCUUCGGGCGACGCUCGCGGCGGACCCGCGCAUCAAGGUCAUGAUCCUCUGCAACCCGUCCAACCCGGCGGGUGUCGUGCACGGCCCCGAGCUCCUGCGCGAGAUCGCCGCCGUCCUCGAAGACUUCCCCCACGUGCUCAUUAUCGCCGACGAGAUCUACGAGCAGCUCGUGUACCAGGACGAAGGCGCUGAGCCGCGCACGCACCUUUGCUUUGCGACGCUGCUUCGGUCGCGCACGCUCCUCAUCAACGGCUUCUCCAAGAGCCACGCGAUGACGGGUCUCCGCAUCGGCUACAUGGCCGCGCCGGCGACGUUUACCAAGCCCGCGACCAAGCUCCAGGGCCAGCUCACAUCGUGUGCGAGCUCGAUCGGGCAGAUUGCGGCCAUUGCGGCGCUCGAGAUGGAGGCCGCGGCCGAGACGCCGCUCAUCGAGGCGACGCUGGCCAACAUGGACGAGAAGCGCAAGUACGUGUGCAGCCGCCUCGACGCGAUCCCGCACAUCCAGUACGCGUACCCGACGGGUGCGUUCUACGUCUUUAUCGAGCUCCCGCAUUACAUUGGCACCAACCACGUUGGCACGAACGGCGUCACCAUCACCAACAGCGAAGACUUUUGCUCGUACCUCCUCUCGGAAUUUGGCUGCGCGAUCGUGCCGGGCUCGGCCUUUGGCAUUGAAAAUUCGGUGCGCAUGUCGUACGCCACGUCUCUCGAGAUCCUCGGCCACUCGAUGGACGCGCUCGAAAACUGCCUCGUCUCUCUCGUGCCCCAGUAA